AUGGCAGCGAUCAAUACAUCUGGGCAGAAAAAGAAUAAAAUCCAUGAGAAAUUCCGUUCCAGUUGGCAGACAGCGCCAGAUGAUAUCAUGCAGCACAUUCUACAGCGUCUGAGUUUAUGGGAUCGAAUAAAGUUAAGGAUGGUGUGCAAGUCUUGGAGGUCAGUUUCUAUGCGGAAAGACCUUCGUAGCUCUCCAACUGAAAUGCCAUGGUUACUAUUGCAAUCAUCUGACCCAAAUCCCAGCAAUAACAAGUACAUAAGCUUUUACAGCCUCACUGAUUCCAAAGUUCACAAACUAACGCUGCCUAGGGCAUUCAGAGGAGGAUGGAUUCAUGGGUCUACUCAAGGUUGGUUAGUUCUGGUCAAGGGUAAAUACUCUAAAAUGAUUUUGCUAGACCCUAUUUCGGGUGCCCAGCAGAAACUUCCAUCUUUAACAACUGUUUUUCCACACUUUGCAAGUUUCAAAGAGUUGAAAGGAUCGAUUCCCUCGCAGAAUUUCUGUGAUCAAGUUGUGUUAUCUACCUCGGAUAUUUAUUCAGAGGAUUGUAUUAUAGCAGCAACUUUUAGACUUCGUAUUCUGGCUUUGUGCAAACCUGGAGACAAAAGAUGGAGGAAAGUCUUGCAGUUCGAGAAAUCAGAUAGGUCGAGAUUUCAUGAUAUAUUGUUUUCUUGUGGAAGGCUAUAUGCCUUGGUUUUUCGUAUUCCUGGUGGCAAUAACGAGGUUGAUAUUGCAGCUCGAACCGAAAUAUUUGGAGAACACAAGCUGGAAGUAAAGGUCGUCUAUGAUAUAAGUCCAGGCCGUCCACAUCUUAAUAUACGUCGGUGUAUCCGAUCAGACAUGUUAGAAUCAAUUUCCAAGAAUGAAGUUUUGUUGCUCCAUCAUAUCCAAGAUAUUUCUGGGGAAGUAUUAAUGAUUCUAGUAUAUAAGCUGGACGUAGAGACUGGGAAAUUCCAUGAGGUAAAACACUUGGGAAACCAAAUAAUAUUCUUAUCAGAAUGGGGAUCCUCGUCGCUGAUCGCCUCAGCUGCGUCGAAAGGGAACUGCAUUUACUUUGCGACAUUUAACCGUAAUCCAUCAAAGUCCAACUUUGCUACGGGUAUAUUCUACCCAGAAAGUAGAAGAAUUGAGCCAAUUCCUUGUGUCGACAGAUCAGUAUUGUUACACUUACAGCUGAGGACUCCAGGUGCAGACCACACAAAUGGAGGGACUUGUUGGUUUACUCCAAGUUUAUACUAG
Messenger RNA from Fragaria vesca subsp. vesca, 1236 nucleotides. Its product is annotated as putative F-box protein At3g25750-like. Lineage: Eukaryota; Viridiplantae; Streptophyta; Magnoliopsida; Rosales; Rosaceae. Bases 1 to 1236 code for a protein of 411 amino acids. Gene Ontology annotation, molecular function: protein binding. The transcript has a single exon. The record is from RefSeq and is a predicted model, not a curated record.